GUAGAAAUGCCGCUAAUCGUUAUUACCGGUCUACCUGGUAGUGGGAAAACCAGCCGCGCCAAAGAAUUAGAAAAGUACAUGACCGAGAACGGAAAAGGGCCCGUCCAUGUAGUGUCCGAGAUGGAAUGUAUCGCGCGAUCCGGGUAUGGUGUGAGAGAAAGUUUCACUGACCCCGCGAAGGAGAAACAAAUUCGUGCCAGUCUCAAGUCGGAAGCGAUGAAACUGCUCACCAAGUCGUCCCUCGUUAUCCUCGACGGGACGAACUACAUCAAAGGCUAUCGGUAUGAAAUAUUCUGCAUGAGCAAAAACGCCCGCACGACGCAAUGCACCGUCCACUGUGCGAUGACGGUUGAACAGCGCGAGGCACGCAGAGAGAAUGUUGUCCGCAAUUCCGCGUCCAGUACGGAUGCACUGGAUGAAGCCACGUUUGAUGCGCUUUGUCUGCGGUACGAAGAACCGAUGGACAAUAGUCGAUGGGAUCGUCCUCUUUUCACGGUGUACGAAGGCGAGGAGAUGGAUCUUUCGCGUAUCAAUAGCGCGUUGUACGAGCAGGCUGCUUUGCCGCCCAACUUGGCCACGCAGAAUAUGCCCCUGAGUGCUACAAAUUUUCUAUUCGAACUGGACAAAACCACACAAACCAUCGUGGAUCAGAUUGCGUCCGCACGAAAAAUUGGCAUUGAUGGGCCGGUGGAAAUUCCCCAAGCUGGCAUGCGUGCGGACAUCCCACCGAACAUGAGCGUAGCGCAGCUCAAUCGACACCGGCGGCAGUUUUUAAAUUACGUUAAAAUGCACACCAACGUUGGCACGGAUAUUAGCAAAAUACCGGCUAUCUUUGUACAGUUUCUCAAUACGAAUACAAACGGUGCUUAA
Molecule: messenger RNA, 870 nt
Organism: Anopheles nili
Lineage: Eukaryota; Metazoa; Arthropoda; Insecta; Diptera; Culicidae
Product: protein KTI12 homolog
Exons: 2
Coding region: 7-870 (287 amino acids)
Source: RefSeq, a predicted model, not a curated record